AUGGCUCCCCACGGCGCUACGGAGGAAGAAUAUGUCAGCGGGGCUCAGCUAAUCGCCGAGGCCCUAAAGACACAAAACAUUGAAUAUAUGUUUGGUAUUGUUGGUAUUCCAGUGACUGAAAUUGCAAUUGCAGCCCAAGCAAUUGGAAUAAAAUAUAUAGGAAUGAGAAAUGAACAAGCUGCUUGCUAUGCUGCCUCUGCUGUUGGGUACCUGACAGGAAAACCAGGAAUAUGUCUUGUGGUUUCUGGUCCAGGUCUCAUACAUGCUCUGGGUGGGAUGGCAAAUGCGAACAUGAAUUGCUGGCCUUUGAUUGUUAUUGGAGGUUCCUCUGACCGGAAUCAGGAAAUCAUGGGAGCUUUCCAAGAAUUCCCACAGGUUGAAGCUUGUAGGCUGUACAGCAAAUUUUCUGUCAGACCCAGCAGCCUAGAAGCUAUUCCUGCUGUUAUUGAAAAGGCAGUGAGGUGCAGUAUCUAUGGUCGCCCAGGUGCCUGUUAUGUUGACAUGCCAGGAGACUUUGUAAAUCUACAGAUGAACAAGAGCUCUGUCAAAUAUGUUAAGUGCUGUUUGCCACCCCCUGUCUGCACAGCUGAACACUCUGCUGUAUCUGAAGCAGCAUCUAUCCUUGCAUAUUCCAGACAGCCUCUCCUAAUCAUUGGCAAAGGGGCUGCUUAUUCACGUGCUGAAAACAGCAUCAGAAAGUUGGUGGACCAGUGCGAGCUACCAUUUUUGCCUACCCCGAUGGGAAAAGGAGUUGUUCCUGACAACCAUCCAAACUGUGUAGCUGCAGCCAGAUCCAGGGCAUUGCAACAUGCUGAUGUAAUAAUACUGUUUGGUGCAAGGUUGAACUGGAUUUUGCACUUUGGACUUCCACCAAGAUUUCGACCAGAUGUAAAGAUUAUCCAAGUUGAUAUUUGUGCAGAAGAGCUGGGGAAUAACGUGAGACCUGCAGCAAAUUUAUUAGGUGACAUAAAUGCCGUGACUGAGCAGCUUUUAGAACAACUUGUUCUAAUGGAAUGGAAAUAUCCUUCUUAUUCAGAGUGGUGGAAGGGAUUAAGAGAGAAAAUGAAGAGCAAUGAAGAAACAUCCAAGGCAUUGGCAUUACAAAAGUCCCUGCCUAUGAAUUAUUAUACAGUAUUCCAUCAUGUCAGAGAACUGUUACCCAGGGACUGCGUUCUGGUUAGCGAGGGAGCUAAUACUAUGGACAUUGGACGCACUAUGCUUCCAAACUAUCUUCCUCGCCACAGACUCGAUGCUGGUACAUUUGGAACAAUGGGAGUUGGGCUAGGUUUUGCUAUAGCAGCUGCAAUGGUGGCUAAAGAUCAGACACCCGAGCAACGAGUAAUCUGUGUAGAAGGAGACAGUGCUUUUGGAUUUUCUGGCAUGGAAGUGGAAACUAUUUGCAGAUAUAACUUGCCAGUUGUAAUUAUCGUAGUAAACAACAAUGGGAUAUACAGUGGUUUGGAUGCAGAUUCCUGGAAGGAGAUGUUAAAGUCUGGAGAACCAACUGCGUGUGCACCCCCUGUUUGUCUCCUGCCAAAUUCUCACUAUGAGCACAUUAUGUCUGCGUUUGGGGGUAAAGGAUACUUUGUGAAAACACCAGAGGAACUGCAAAAUGCCCUGAAAGCAAGCCUGGCAGAGAAGCAAGUGCCUUCUCUUAUCAAUGUAAUGAUCAACCCACAAUCUGACAGAAAGCAGCAGGAUUUUCACUGGCUGACUCGUUCUAAUAUGUAACAAAAGAUGCAGAGUGUGAUGAUCCUACCCAAUACAUCUGCUUCAG
Messenger RNA from Emys orbicularis (European pond turtle), 1777 nucleotides. RefSeq names its product 2-hydroxyacyl-CoA lyase 1 (gene HACL1). Gene Ontology annotation, cellular component: peroxisome. Lineage: Eukaryota; Metazoa; Chordata; Testudines; Emydidae. The record is from RefSeq and is a predicted model, not a curated record. The coding region runs from base 1 to 1731 and encodes 576 amino acids. Gene Ontology annotation, molecular function: thiamine pyrophosphate binding; catalytic activity; magnesium ion binding. The transcript has 17 exons. Gene Ontology annotation, biological process: fatty acid alpha-oxidation.